AUGGGUUUCGUCAAGACAGCCAGGGCUUUGGCCAUUGCCCUGCCCGCCGUCAAUGCAAUUGCCCCUCCUGCCAUCAGCGGUUACACCCUUACUUGGGGAGACGACUUCGUCGGCGCCGCCGCAACGUUGCCCAACGCCACGAACUGGAUUUUCACCACUGGAACAUCUUACCCUGGUGGUGCCGCGCAGUUUGGUACCGGCGAGAUCGAAACCUACACCAAUGCCAUUGCAAACGUGCAACUUAGUGGCAAGGACACUUUGCAAAUCACCGCCCUCAAGGACGCUACUGGAGCUUGGACCUCCGCUCGCAUCGAAACGCAACGCACCGACUUCGCUGCCGCAGCUGGCGGCAAGAUGCGUAUCCAGGCCAGCCUCAGCUUGCCUAAUGUGGGUACUCACGGCGUUGGCUACUGGCCUGCAUUCUGGGCGCUUGGAAGCACAUUCCGUGGGAACUACAACAACUGGCCCGCGAGUGGUGAACUCGAUGUCAUGGAGAGCGUCAACGGUAUCAACGAGGCCUGGGGUACGAUGCACUGCGAUGUUAACCCCGGAGGUGCUUGCAACGAAAAUAACGGUCUCUCCGGUAACCUAACCUGCGCCGGAAGUGCGUGCCAGGGCAACUUCCAUACCUACGCCGUCGAGGUUGACCGCACCGCAUCGCCGGAGUCUGUGAACUGGUACCUUGACGACGUUGUAUACUGGACUGUCACCGAGACCCAGUUGCCCGCAGACAUUUGGGCACAGACUGUAGACGUUCCGUACUUCGUUCUACUCAACCUUGCUAUUGGCGGCUCCUUUCCCGACAAAGUCUUCGGUAGCACCACCCCGACUGCCGACACUGUUUCUGGCGGCGUUUUUGAAGCCGAGUACGUUGCCGUCUACCACACUUAG
Molecule: messenger RNA, 891 nt
Organism: Colletotrichum graminicola M1.001
Lineage: Eukaryota; Fungi; Ascomycota; Sordariomycetes; Glomerellales; Glomerellaceae
Product: beta-glucanase
Exons: 2
Coding region: 1-891 (296 amino acids)
Biological process (GO): carbohydrate metabolic process
Molecular function (GO): hydrolase activity, hydrolyzing O-glycosyl compounds
Source: RefSeq, a predicted model, not a curated record